Sphaeroforma arctica JP610 is the source of this 1791-nucleotide messenger RNA. Its product is annotated as TK/SFK-SRC protein kinase. The record is from RefSeq and is a predicted model, not a curated record. Gene Ontology annotation, molecular function: ATP binding; signaling receptor binding; non-membrane spanning protein tyrosine kinase activity. Gene Ontology annotation, cellular component: extrinsic component of cytoplasmic side of plasma membrane. Gene Ontology annotation, biological process: cell surface receptor protein tyrosine kinase signaling pathway; cell differentiation; innate immune response. The coding region runs from base 1 to 1791 and encodes 596 amino acids. The transcript has a single exon. NCBI's taxonomy places the organism in Eukaryota, Ichthyosporea, Ichthyophonida.
AUGGGGUGUGGGGGAUCGACGCCGAGUAAACCGGCUCAGGAAAAUCAACGAGCACAAACUAACUACCAACAUCAGCAGAAUACACAAACGAGUGUACAAAAUAACACUCCACGACCACAGCAACAGCAACAGCAACAGCAACAGCCUCACCAACAGGCGCCACAGGGACAACAAGUGACUACGCAGCACCCACAGGCCACAAAUGCAGCUAGUCAAGCAUUUUCCGCGCCUAUUGAAUACACACGCGAUGGGUCGCACAAGCAGCAGAGCUCUAAUAGGGUUAGUGACAGGCGUAUAGGCCAGCUGUUUGUGGCGCAGUUCGACUACGCAGGUGCAUCGGGGGAUCUGUCGUUAAAGAGCGGAGAGAUACUCGAGAUUCUAGACACCUCUGAGGGCGAUUGGUGGAAGGCUCGAUCUGUGCGGACAGAGCUUGUUGGAUAUGUACCGUCCAAUUUCUUAUACCCCAAAACCGACUUUGCCAAUGAGCCCUGGUUUCACAGCAACGUUGAACGUGCAGAUGCCGAACGCAUGCUGGUACAAGUGGGCCAGAGGGGAGCGUUUCUGGUGCGAGAGUCCCGUACAAGACCGGGAUCAUAUAGCUUAAGUGUGCUUGAUCACGACACAAUAGUAAAACACUAUCAGAUUAAGGUGGCAGAGGAUCCUCCAGGGGCAGUUCCGGGGUCGUCUGGGUUUUACAUCAGCAAGAAGAGUGUAUUCCUGUCGUUGCGUGAUUUAAUACACUCAUACCACGACCAUCAAGAGGGUUUAUGUGCUGUGCUUACUGUACCAUGUCCCAAGGCCGGACCCACACUCACAGACUUCAGUCACGCCACCAGAGAUAUGUGGGAAAUCAAGCGCGAGACUAUUGGUCUGAGUGAGAAAUUAGGGGAAGGGGAGUUCGGUACUGUGUGGAAGGGUACCUGGAAUAAUAAUACGCACGUGGCCGUGAAAGAGCUUAAAAAGGGCAAUAUGGGUGCCGAGGAGUUCCUAAAAGAAGCGUCUAUAAUGAAGAAGCUGCAGCACCAAAACUUGGUCAGGCUAUACGCAGUUUGUACUGAUAGUGAGCCGUACUAUAUUGUGUUGGAAUAUAUGGGCAAUGGUUCUCUGCGGUCCUUUUUACUGCGUAACCAGCAGGAGUGCUCGACCAACCACCAGUUCCCUGACGCCGCAGAUAUCAGCUAUUCUGGUAACAGCAGAUACGAAUGCCUACAGAAGUGUCUCACAUGGAGGCAACGGGCGGAUAUGUGUCAGCAGGUGGCCUCGGGUAUGGCUUUCCUGGAGUCCAAGAAUAUGAUCCACAGAGAUUUGGCUGCAAGGAAUGUUCUUUUGAAUUUGGAAAAUGUAUGCAAAGUGGCCGAUUUCGGAUUAGCGCGCGACUUCAAAAACUCGAGUAAUAAUAAGGGCGAAGAGCCAAUAUACACAGCCCACGCAGACACCAAGUUCCCAGUCAAAUGGACUGCGCCUGAGGCUAUCAUCAAAGGGGCUUUCAGUGUAAAGAGUGAUGUGUGGAGUUUCGGUAUCCUGAUGAUGGAGAUAGCCACAGGCGGGGCUAUACCUUAUCCCGGCAUGGGCAACAUGCAGGUGGUCAACCUACUCAACGACAACUACAGACAGCCUAAACCCCCCCGGUGUCCCGACGAGUACUACGAGGUUAUCCAGAAUUGCCUGCGCCAGUUCCCUGAGGAGCGGCCCACCUUUGAAUCCCUGCAGUGGGUGAUGGAGGAUCUCUUCGGCAAUGCCAGACUGGACUACGAGGACCCUAGCACGGCUGGCUCAUUGAUUCAGCAGUGA